Molecule: messenger RNA, 1407 nt
Organism: Centruroides sculpturatus (bark scorpion)
Lineage: Eukaryota; Metazoa; Arthropoda; Arachnida; Scorpiones; Buthidae
Exons: 2
Coding region: 1-1407 (468 amino acids)
Biological process (GO): DNA replication, removal of RNA primer
Molecular function (GO): RNA-DNA hybrid ribonuclease activity; nucleic acid binding
Source: RefSeq, a predicted model, not a curated record
AUGGAGGUUUGCGGCAACGAAGCAAUAGAACAGCUCGUUCGCUGGGGGGAGCUGUUUAAGCUCUCCUUUAGCCCUGAGAAAUCAGAGGCCCUGACGGUGGCCCGAAGCGGUGUAUUGGCACGCUGGCCUAUCUACCACAUCCGGGGCAACCCCAUCCGAAGAGUGAAUGAGUUAAAGUACCUCGGUGUAAUCAUCGACCAGACACUAUGCUGGACUUCCCACCUAAGGGAUGUUCGAGUCAGAACAAACCGAAUGAUAGCGGCACUAUCACGACUAGCUAGGCAGGAUUACAGGCUAAGUGGUGAAGCGCUUCGCACCGUCUACAAGAUGAGUGUGGAGCGCGUUGUCUGCUACGCCUGUAGCGUUUGGUGGAAAGACACCGCCAACGUCAGUCAGAGUAAAAUACUACUCACGAUCCAGCGUCCCGCUGCUUUGCGGAUCACGCGUGCAUACAGAACUGUGUCAACGGACGCAGCCCUGGUCUUGGCCGGGCUGCUCCCUUUGCCUCUGGUUGUCAGCCAAGAGGCAGCCUUCUACAGAACGACGGUGGAAGUCGGUGAACCGACUGGUACGGGUGUUGAGAUAUACACCGAUGGCUCGAAGGACAGCAGCUUGGUAGGCGCCGCAUACUGCGUCUUUUCCGACGGAGUUGAAGUGUACAGCAGAACUGUCAGACUGAACGAGGAGGCGUCCGUGUUCCAGGCGGAACUGGUGGCCCUGGAGGGGGCGUCCCAGUGGAUCCUACUACAUCCGGGUCCAGAGCCGGUCACGGUUUACUCAGAUAGCCAGUCGUCGUUACAGGCUUUAAGCGACGGGUACCAUCGUGACCCAUUGGUACACGAGAUCAGAGGUAGGGUACUGAGGGCGAGGCACGAGCGACACGUUGCCCUGCGGUGGGUAAGAGGCCACACCGGUGUCCUGGGCAACGAACGGGCCGAUCAGCUGGCAAAGGCGGGAGCCAGUGGCCCAUUUGUUACGAGGAUGGUAGAUCCCUCGACUACAUACUUAAAAGGUACUUUACUGCAGAGAUCGAUGAUAAGCUGGCGAGAGCGCUGGACUCUAAGUACGGUAGGUAGGUCAACCUACGCCUUCGUACCUAUAGUUGGCCUCACUCCGAUAAGUUGUUGCUCGUUGUCGACUCAAAUCUUAACUGGCCACGGGAGGUUCCCCCACUUCAAGUCCAAGUUCGGACAAGGAGAUGGUAGCUGCCCCUGUGGUAGUCCUCGCAGCGACGCGAGGCAUUACGUACUUGACUGUCCCUUAACAAGGGACUUCCGCCUAGAGGCAGACCAAGUUGACUGGUCUAAGCCCCCUGAACAAGUACUUCGAACGCUAGCAGCUAGUAAAGGGAACCUAAAGAAACUAAAGGAAUUGAUGGGAAAAAUCAUAGAUCUUUUUAAUCUAUAA